Candidula unifasciata is the source of this 519-nucleotide messenger RNA. The record is from the annotation of a GenBank genome assembly. NCBI's taxonomy places the organism in Eukaryota, Metazoa, Mollusca, Gastropoda, Stylommatophora, Geomitridae.
AUGUUGUCAAGUGCCAGAGUUUGCCUUCUUGUUUUUGUCAUGGGCUGGACAAAAGUGGAUUGUGGGUUUGUUAACGACUAUGACAAAGAUGCUAGACUUGAAUGUUUGACAAACUCUAUUCUGAGCUAUAUUGGCAGCAUCCAUGAGAAUAAAUAUGAGGACAGGAUAUGGGAGUUUGCGUGUAGGCCAGCACCUGAUACAAUCAGCGGCUGUUACUGGACAAAUUACCUCAACCAAUUUGACAAACCGUUAGACUACAAGUGUCGCGGGAAUGAGGUGCUUAAUGGAAUGAUGAGUUACCAUGACAACCGCUGUGAGGACCGACGAUUCAUGGUCCAAUGCGGUAGAGUCGCCAACAGGUCCACAAGGAACUGCUAUCAAACCUUUUACGUCAACGACUUGGACGGAGUCAUGACCUUUUCUGUCCCCACUGGGCAGGUUAUUAAAGGUGUUUACAGCUACCAUGAAAACAAGAAGGAAGACAGACGGUGGCGGUUCUACCUGUGUGAUCUUGCCUGA